Messenger RNA from Scleropages formosus (Asian bonytongue), 6982 nucleotides. RefSeq names its product nucleoporin 98 and 96 precursor (gene nup98). NCBI's taxonomy places the organism in Eukaryota, Metazoa, Chordata, Actinopteri, Osteoglossiformes, Osteoglossidae. The coding region runs from base 269 to 5779 and encodes 1836 amino acids. Gene Ontology annotation, biological process: RNA export from nucleus; protein import into nucleus; post-transcriptional tethering of RNA polymerase II gene DNA at nuclear periphery. Gene Ontology annotation, molecular function: structural constituent of nuclear pore; RNA binding. The transcript has 34 exons. Gene Ontology annotation, cellular component: nuclear pore; nuclear pore cytoplasmic filaments. The record is from RefSeq and is a predicted model, not a curated record.
ACGGGUAGUGGAACGAAAUCGAACUUGUAUUCUUUGUUGACAACAUUGUAGUACCUGUUCAGCGCAUUUGCAAACGGAACUAGGUUUCAUGGAAGAUAAACAGGAAAUAUAUGUGAAAUUAUGGUAAAGCGACUCGAACGUUGGGACUGAGAGCUAAACAAACCAAAAAUAUUCAUACGGAUUUUCUGACGUCGGAUAAAUCCAACGGAUUUAGAAAGGACAGCAGCAACGUUACAUACGACGCAUGCAGUCCUGAUACCCAUUAAAGAUGUUCAACAAGUCUUUUGGCACUCCCUUCGGGGGAGGUACUGGAGGAUUUGGGACUUCAUCCACAUUUGGACAGCAAAACACUGGAUUUGGAACCACCGGUGGUUUUGGUGCAUCUGCAUUUGGGGCAACAAAUAAUUCUGGCGGACUCUUUGGGGCUACACAGAACAAGCCAGGUGGGCUCUUUGGUUCCAGCACCUUUAGUCAACCAGUGACAUCCUCCACCAGCUCUGGCUUUGGGUUUGGUGCUGCCAGUGGCACAUCCAAUAGCUUGUUUGGCAGCACAAACACUGGAGGAGGGGGCCUAUUCUCUCAGCAGAGCAAUGCCUUUGGUGCAAAUAAGCCAGCCUCCUUUGGCACUUUUGGCACCAGCAGCAGCAGUGGGGGGCUGUUUGGGACAACCAACACCAACUCAAACCCAUUUGGAGGAACGUCUGGGUCAUUGUUUGGUUCCUCAGGGUUCACUGCUACACAGCCGGGGACAACUGUCAAGUUCAAUCCUCCCACAGGAAGUGAUACAAUGGUGAAGGGUGGUGUGACAACCAGUAUUAACACCAAGCACCAGUGCAUUACAGCCAUGAAAGAGUAUGAAAAUAAGUCAUUAGAGGAACUGAGACUAGAGGACUAUCAAGCUGGGCGCAAGGGUCCUUCAAAUCCGAUGGCAGCUGGUACAGGUGUGCUAUUUGGAGGGGGGCCUGGUACAGCUGCUGCCAGCACUGCUACUGGUCUCUUUGGGUCUACCACCAACACAGGUUUCUCUUUUGGUGGGAACAAAUCGAACUUUGGAACUGGCUCAGGGGGCUUUGGCACAGCUACAGGGAGUCUGUUUGGUGGGCAGCAGCAGCCAACCAGCCUGUUUGGGAGCAAGCCUUUUGGCCAGCCCACCACUACCCAGAACACGGGCUUUUCCUUUGGCAGUGCCAACACCAUGGGGCAGCCUAACACCAGCAGCAUGGGAUUGUUUGGGAGCUCUGCACCAUCCCAGACUGGAGGCCUCUUUGGGAACACGGCAAACACCAGUACUGCCACAGCGUUUGGCACUGGCACUAGUCUCUUUGGGCAAAACACCAGUGCCUUUGGUACACCGAAUCUGUUUGGUAACAAGACUGCUGGGUUUGGUGCUACCACAACCAGUGCUCCUUCCUUUGGGACUGGCACUAGUUUGUUUGGGAAUAAAUCAACCCUCACCCUUGGGACUAACACCAAUGCAUCCAAUUUUGGUUUUGGUGGCAAUACUACAGGAGGAAGCCUGUUUGGUAACAAAACUGCAACUGUCGGAUUGGGAACAGGGCUCGGUACUGGCUUUGGAGCAACUGUGGGCACAGGCCCAGCCUCCCUGUUUGGUGGCACUCAAAACAAGCUGGGAUCCACCUUGGGUGGUGUCGGGGGCUUUGGAACCACCGGCUUCAACACAGCCAACAAUUGCUUGGGUUUUGGUACAGCCCAGCAGCCUGUCACAUUGACUGACUCCAAUGCUGCUGCAGCACAUCACGCUCUCCUCCAGCAACAGAUCAGUGCUCUGGCCUAUGCUCCCUUUGGUGAUUCUCCCCUCUUCAGGAACCCCCUAUCUGACCCAAAGAAGAAAGAAGAGCGCCUGAAACCCACCAAUCCUGCUGCCCAGAAAGCCCUGACAACACCAACCCACUAUAAGCUGACCCCACGACCUGCCACUCGCGUUCGUCCCAAGGCCCUCACCUCUUCAGGCUCCUCGAAGUCCCAGCUCUUUGAUGGUCUAGAUGAUGAUGAGCCUUCCCUGACCAAUGGCUCCUUUAUGCCCAGGAAGAGUAUAAAAAAGCUGGUGCUGAAGAACUUGAACGGUAGCAGCUUGUAUUCCCCUGGGAACCAGGAGGCUGAGGACUUGGCCUCUCCCUCUGAGUAUCCAGGGAAUGGGCUCAGCCGUGGCAUGGAUGAGGACACUUGUCCAACGGAGGAGGACAAAGCAGAGGAGGGCUUGGAGGUGACCAAAUUCUACACUAAUCCUAUUGCCAAACCCAUCCCACAUGCUUUGGAGGGCAAGGUAAACUUGUCACUCCAGGAUACCAUUGCUGAGCUUAAUGUACGUGGUACUCGUAAUGGCCUGGGGGCCAGCAACGAUGAUAUUUCCCUGGGAGAAGACUCUCUCGUGGAGCAGCGUGGUGAGACAGACACCGAGCAGCCACCACACCCAGCAGGCAUAGUCCUGAAUCGUCUGGGUUACUACACCAUUCCUACAAUGGAAGAACUAGCCAAGAUGGUCAAUGACAAUGGGGAGUGUGUGGUGGAGAACUUCACUGUUGGCAGGAAAGGGUAUGGGUCUAUUUUUUUCCCUGGAGAAGUGAAUUUGACGAACCUCAAUCUGGAUGAGAUUGUGCACUUCCGUCGGAAGGAGGUUAUCGUGUAUCCUGAUGAUAUGACUAAACCUCCUGUGGGAGAAGGUCUGAACAGACGAGCAGAGGUUACAUUAGAUGGAGUGUGGCCAAAUGACAAGACCACCUGUACUCAGAUCAAGAGUCCCGAGAGGUUGACCGAGAUGAACUAUGAGGGACGCUUGGAGAAUGCCUCGCGGAAGCAAGGAGCUCGGUUCUUGGAGUACAGGCCAGAGACUGGCUCCUGGGUGUUUGAGGUUGCCCACUUCUCCAAGUAUGGUCUGCAAGACUCUGAUGAGGAAGAGGAGGUUCCUCCAGCCAAAGUGGAUGCAAAGAAGCUGAAAACAACUCCUGCACUCCCUCCAGCCCUACAGCAACUUCCAGCCUCCCAGCAGCAGAUGGCUCUCAACGGAAAGCCAGGCCCCCAAGCACAGAGUGCGGUUGCCCUGGAGCUGCUGAGCCGUGUGUCAGAGGCGGAUAGUGACAUGGCGGACGUCACCCAGGAGCUGCUACCCACCUCACACAGUAUGCUGGAUGAUGAGGAUGAGGAAACAGACAGAGCUAGUGGUCUGGAGGAGGAACAAAGGCAGCAAGGAAAGGAGUCUACUGAGCAGGAGCCACUCAGCCUCUCAGCCUCCAGCCACAUUGCUUCUUCACUGGGCAUCAACCCACACACUCUGCAGAUAAUGAAAGCCUCGCUGUUUGAGGAAGAUGAUGAGAGUGACUCCUUUUUGGAGCCAGCAUUAGGUUGGCCUGGCCAGAAGAUGGAGGACUCCAUGAGCCUGGGAUCCACGCGUGUCCUGUUGCCUGGCUCACAAGGGCGGCAGUCUGUGGGUGGGCUGCUACAAGCCCGCUUCAGUGGAGGAGGCUUGUUUUCCCAUCUCCCCGAGGCCCCCUACACAGGAGUUUCACAGAAGGUGUCUCGCCCAUCGGAAUCCUCACGGCUGUCCCCUUGGCCCUCGCUCGGCCCCUCCUUCCUUCAGCCUCUGGUGGCACCAGCCCCUGUCCCAGACAUGCCACUACGCACAGUGGGCACCCGCCGUCAGCGAGGCUUGGUUCCACUGCCCAGUUCAGUCAUGCUGGGUAAGGGCAAGCUGCUGAUGGACACAGCACUGUUUGUGGGCCGCUCCUUCCGUGUGGGAUGGGGUCCUGGCUGGGUGCUGGCUCACUCUGGGGACCAGCUGGGUGGCUCAGGGACAGUCCCACAAGUAGUGAUGGGAGUGAGUUCUGGGUACGACUUCCUGCCCAAACCAACCAAGACAAAACCGAUAUCAGAAAGCCCUUUCAAGGUGCACCUUGAGCAUGUAGUGGACGUGAGGAGUUCGCAGUCAGGGGAGAGCCUAGCACUGUUCCGCCAUCCCUUGGAGAUUGAGUUGAAGCACAGUGUGAUCAGCAUGGAGGAGACGUGUCCUUUUAUUAGGCCAGCAAGUGGUGUUGAUGCUCUGCAUGAAUAUGCUGAAUGGAUUGUCGAGGUCAACAACGAGCCUGCUAUUAUGGAUGAUGUAGUGAAGCACUGGAAGCUUGUGUGGACGUUGUGUGCUGCGCUGUGGGGUCGGCUGGGGGAGCCAGACUUUAAUGUGGAUCCAGGCACUAGGCUGGAUGGGGACUAUUCGCGACAGCUGGAGCGCCGGCGCAGCUUCUCGGCCUGGCUGUCUGACGGCGCUGCUGGCAGGGUGGAGGAGGAAGUGGCAUGUUCGCAGCACCGGAGCCAUAUCGAAGCUGUAUUCAGUUACCUCACUGGCCACCGCAUCAGUGAGGCCUGCCGGCUGGCUCAGAAGUCAGGAGACCACCGACUGUCUUUACUGCUGUCGCAGGCUGCGGGCUCGCAGUAUUCGCGUGAGCUACUGGCCAUGCAGCUGGCAGAUUGGCACCAAAUGCAGACAGACUCAUUUCUGCAGGAAGAUAGGUUGCGUGUUUUUGCCCUUUUAUCAGGAAAACCGGUGUGGCAGUCAACAGAUGGCUGUGUCAAUGUUUUCUCUGAGCUGGACUGGAAGCGCUGUGUGGCAGUGCACCUAUGGUAUAUGCUUCCUCCCACAGCAUCUGUAGCAGAUGCCCUCUGCAGAUAUGAGACUGCCUUUCAGGGAUCUGAUGAGGUUGAAAAAUAUGCCUGCUCCCCACUGCCACCUUAUAUGGCAGACUCUGGACUGGGGAACGAUGAACUAGAAGAGAUUGUAGAACCCAAGAGGCAGCUAUAUGAUAUAUGCUUCCACCUUUUGAAACUCUACAGCAACAGGCACUAUAGCCUGCAACAGCUGCUGGACCCCUGCACAGUAACCAUGGACCAGCUGGACCACCGCCUCAGCUGGCAUCUUUGGAACGUCCUGCAGGCACUCAACUACACGCACCUGUCCCCCCAAUGUCAGGGUCUACUACAUGCCAGCUACGCUGCCCAGUUGGAGAGCGUUGGAUUGUGGGAGAUGGCGGUCUUUGUGCUGCUGCAUAUUCCCGACUCUGCUCGUCGUGAACGAGCAGUGAAGGAAAUGCUUAACCUACACUGCCCCCUUGUGGAGACAGAGGAUUCUGCAGAAAGGGAGAGCUUUCUCACUGAGAAGCUGAUGGUACCAGUACAGUGGAUACACGAAGCAAAGGCUGUGCGUGCCCAACAGGAGGGCGACAAGCACCGAGAGGCCAUGCACCUCUACCGAGCAGGGCACUGGAGCAAGUGCCACAGACUUGUCAUCCAGCACCUGGCCUCAGAUUGUAUAAUCAAUGAAAACCAUAAUUACCUGCUGGAGUUCCUAAAGGGCCUGGAGGCCCCUGAGCGUUGCACCCAGGUCCAUGACUGGGAGACGGCGGGCAAGGUGUUCCUGGACUACAUCAAUGUCAUCCACACCCUGAGAGCCAUACAGCAGAUGGAAAAUCCUGGAUAUGAGCUGGAACAGCUACACACUGAAGUGACCUCUCUCUGCAGUCGCAUUGAGCUCAUCCCUUGUGCCACAGCCAAAGACCGGCUUGCUCAGUCUGAAAUGGCAAAGCGGGUAGCUAACAUCCUGCGGGUGGUACUGAGCCUACAGCAGGGAGCUGAUGGUGGCCCAGAGCCCCCCCAUGUUCCUCUGCGCCACCUGGCCCCUCACAUUGGCCGGCUACCCAUGCCUGAGGACUAUGCCCUGGAGGAGCUGCGGGGUCUCACCCAGUCAUACCUACGUGAGCUCAUUGUCAGCCAGUGAAAAGCAUAUGUCUGAAAAGGGCGGAGAUUUGUGGUAUUUCUCAUUGGCUGAGCAGAACCCUGCUGUGUGCCUCAAUGUGGCGUAUGGGAGGGGGGCUCAUUCUGGAUUUUCUUUCACAAUGAACUGGUUAGGAAGUUUUAUAGAUGAUGCUUGGGAGUGGAGCCUUCUGUUUAGAAAUUUGGCCAAUGACUUUGUAUUAGGUUUUUGUUUUUUUGUUGUGUAUCUUUUGUACUGUUAGAGAAGGCUACAGAUGUUUAAUAAUUAAACUAAAUUUCCAGAUUCUGUGUAACACCUCUCUGUUUUGUUUACCCUGUUUAAAGGGAAUGCUUUUGUCUCUGCUUAUGUGUGGAAACAUUUUAUUUACACAAGCUUGUUUCAACCUGUAUGCCAAUACCAGGUUGCUGAAGUGUAUUGUUCACUCCAGUCACCUACCUAUGCAGCAUGAGUUGCUACAACUUUUUCAGCUGUGCUUUUGAUUUUUUUUUUCAAUUUUCUUAAUACAGAAGCAAUGGCAGUAAAAUUCCUAUACAUAGUGUACAGUCUACCAGCCAUUUCUGACUGCUGGUUCAGUGUUUGAUACUUGAUUUAAAGUUGGCUUGGAAGAUAUAUCAGAACUGAAACCCAGACACCCCCAUGACUACAAUGUUAAAUACCAAAAUAUAUAAGAAAAAUGCAGUUAGUAAAUGUUUAUUUUUCUAACUUUUUACAAACUGUUCUGGGAUAGAGGACUACUUCCAGGGGGAAGGAAAAGGCAAAAUCUACCAAGAGUGAAUCUUUAAUGUAUAUGAGUACAUUUAAUAUUGAACACUUGGUACAGAUCUUAUGUUCAUAUUAUUCAGUAAUGAACACUUUACUUUCUAGUUGGACAGUGUUUGCUUCUUGGUUCUAUAUUUUUGCACAUUGGACUGUAGUGUUAUCUUUCUGAUUCUGUCCUGUGGUGGAGGGUGUUCACCUUCAAGUUAAAUUAAAGGCUCUUAGUUGAACUUUUUCCCCUUUACAAGCAAGUCCUCUUUAGUCCUGUUUCCCGGAUGAUUCCUUCUGUAAAUUGUCUGUACCGGGGUGCACAUUCUGCCAUGCCCUUGGCCCAUCAGUGGUGCCUUCUGGGAAGAGCCCACGCUCUCAUUCCCAGGGCGUUAUUCUGUAUGCAUGGUUGUGACAACGCUGUUUUUAUUCAAGGGUUUAAUAAAAUAUUCUAUUUUUGUC